AUGUAUGACCUAGGAAAUAAGAACAAAUUUGAUGUGAAAAAAUGCAUAAAGAAAUAUAGAGUGUGCAUAAUUUUACACGUGCUCCUAGCUGGCCUGCAGUUACUUACGCCCCGCCCCUUCCUGUUUAUGUCCCAUUUGUUGGUAGUUGUCAUUGGGAUCGACUGCUUCUGCUCCUCUUACUUAACGUUUAAGUACUUCUGCUUCACAGUUGUAAAUAUGAUAUGCGGGAUUACUGACUUUAUAUGGCUACUCUUUAAGUGUAUAGGCAAAAAUCGGUUUAAGUGGUUAGACCCACAGCACUACUGGAAGAUAAUUAAUGUCGAUAACCUCUUUUUGGAGUUCUUCUCAACUGCGUUACACUACAUGUUUGAAGAGAAAAAAACGGAUGACUCUACUCAAAAUGUGCACAAGAAACAUGAGUAUAUUAAAAAUUUCUUUAAAUUAUUACCAGUCCAGAAAAAAACAUAUGCAUGGAAAAUUUACAUAGAGUUAUUUAUUAUCCUAGUUGGCAUUUUCUUGUAUUUUAUUGGCUCAUACAUCAGUUGGCAGCUCUACAAGUACACGUUAAAUUAUAACCAAAAUGAUUUAUUGUUAAGCAAAUAUCAUUAUGGUACCUUCCAUGAAGAGAAUAGUAAAACCUCGCCUACCACGCAGAGUGAAUUUAUUCCCUUCAUUGGACAGCCAUACAGAAUAUCAGACUUUUUGGAGAAAAAU
This is a messenger RNA of Plasmodium cynomolgi strain B, 714 nucleotides long. RefSeq lists its product as hypothetical. The transcript has a single exon. Lineage: Eukaryota; Apicomplexa; Aconoidasida; Haemosporida; Plasmodiidae. The annotation marks the transcript as partial. The record is from RefSeq and is a predicted model, not a curated record.